AAUUGAGUGUGCGAGCAUUUGAGUAUCGCAUGUCGAGCAGAAUUGAAAUCAAACUAGCAAGCGCGCAUUAGUAGUUAACUAAAAAGAGAUGCUGCUGCUGAUACUGUAACAGAGCACCCAUAAUUUGUUAGUAUCGAGCAGAACGUCAUUCCAAUACUAGCGUCUUCAUAGUAGGCUUUAAAGAUUAAACAAAUAAUACAAAAAUAAAUAUUUAAUGAACGUUUCGGUGACUUAUAAUCUUAUUUUAUUACUUUAACAACAAAGUUGUGUGAUAUUCUCGUUACAAACUGAGACCUCGUAUUUGUUUAGUGAACUUGAUUUCAAUCGAGCGUAAUGACAAUCCGGUUGUAUAUUAACGUAAUUUUGGCGAUUACGACAACGGUUAUUCUACGUUUUGGUGACGCUGUAACAAAUUAUGGAGCCUGCCGCACACCGAACCGCAUGGAAGCUACGUGCAUUAACCUGGAAGAUUGUCGCUACCUUUUCGAAUUAGUGCAAGAUCCGAAUCUAUCACAAAACGAUCGCGCAUAUUUGCGUAGCAGCCAAUGCGGGUAUCGCGAUCGCAAAGUUUUGAUAUGUUGUCCUUCACAAUACAUGACACUAAGUGCCACCACGCCUGCACCGUUACCCGCACCUGCGCCAGCUCCAGCCUUUGCACAACCAGGUGUGCUUUUUCCAGAAUCCCUGCCAGCGAAGCGCCCUGUAAGUAACAGCGCUAGUGGUUUCAGCGGCGGCGACAGCAGAAUCAACAGUUCCUCUAGCUUAUUGCCGAAGUUUCCGCAAUGUGGGAAUGUGCUUGACAACCGCAUUUACGGUGGCACUGAGACAGCGAUAGAUGAAUUUCCGUGGACCGCCUUGAUUGAGUACUUAAAGCCGAAUGGCGUGAAGGGCCACUAUUGCGGGGGCGCAUUGAUAAGCGAACGCUACGUAUUGACGGCCGCACAUUGUGUUAAACCGAGUGAUCUGCCCGCCGGCUGGAGAUUGACUGGUGUGCGUUUGGGUGAAUGGGACACGCGCUCUGAUCCCGAUUGCAGCAAAGAAGGUUGUGCGCCCAGUCAUAAAGAUAUCGCCAUUGUGCAGAAUAUUCCACAUCCAGAUUAUGCAAGUCACAAUGACCCCAACGAUAUUGCAUUGCUGCGUCUAGCCGAGUCUGUGCAAUUCAGUGAUUUUGUUAAGCCGAUUUGUUUACCCACAACAACAAGCCUGCGCAUGGACACUUUUCUCAAUACUGCAAUGGAUGUAGCCGGUUGGGGUUCAACCGAAACAAGUUCAAGUAGUUUUGUUAAAUUGAAAGCCACCCUGAAAGUUAAAGAUUUGGAUGCGUGCCGUGCGAAAUAUGCUAAACUAAAUGGUAUAAAAUUGGAUUCGACGCAGUUGUGUGCGGGUGGCGAGUCGGGAAUCGAUACGUGCCGUGGUGACUCGGGUGGUCCGUUGAUGUUUCAGGAUGAUGUAAACGGUAAAGCGGCUUAUUAUCUGGUAGGGAUAGUCUCGUAUGGACCAACUCCAUGCGGUUUAAGUGGUUGGCCAGCGAUUUACACGAGAGUUGGUGCGUUUAUAGAUUGGAUUGAAAAAAAUAUGCAAACAUAGAUAAAAUAUUUGAUUAUGGACUCGCGAAUGUAUGCAUUUACAUUUAUUUGGUGUUCUCCUAAAAAAUGGAAAAAAAUACAUGGGAGUAAAUAAAUCAA
This is a messenger RNA of Anastrepha ludens (Mexican fruit fly), 1685 nucleotides long. Its product is annotated as serine protease easter-like. NCBI's taxonomy places the organism in Eukaryota, Metazoa, Arthropoda, Insecta, Diptera, Tephritidae. The transcript has 4 exons. Bases 334 to 1587 code for a protein of 417 amino acids. The record is from RefSeq and is a predicted model, not a curated record. Gene Ontology annotation, molecular function: serine-type endopeptidase activity. Gene Ontology annotation, biological process: proteolysis.